CUCAGUCGGAAGCUGGAAGUGAUCACUGCUGAGGGUCCUCCACACCGUGGAUCUGGUUUUGGCACGCUGCUGGAGCUGGGACUGUCGGAUUGUGGAUGGCGGCGGCUGCGGAGCCGGGGGCCCGGACUUGGCCGGACAGCAGUUCCCCACGUCUCGGUAGCCCGGCCGGCAGCCCGGUACUGGGCAUCUCAGGCCGCGCACGCCCGGGGUCAGGGCCAGAGCGGACUGGUAGAGCUAUUGGCCCUGCAGCGCCCGGCCACAUCUUCCGCAAGGUGACACUCACCAAGCCCACCUUUUGCCAUCUCUGCUCGGACUUCAUAUGGGGACUAGCCGGCUUCCUGUGCGAAGUCUGCAACUUCAUGUCCCAUGAGAAGUGCCUGAAGCAGGUGAAGACGCCGUGCACAAGCAUCGCUCCAAGCCUAGUACGGGUUCCUGUAGCCCACUGCUUUGGCUCCCUUGGGCUCUACAAGCGCAAGUUCUGUGUGGUCUGCCGCAAGAGCCUGGAGGUUCCUGCGCUCCGCUGUGAAGUGUGUGAGCUGCACGUUCACCUCGACUGUGUGCCCUUCGCCUGCAGCGACUGUCGUCAGUGCCACCAUGAUGGACAGCAGGAUUAUGACACAUAUCACCACCACUGGCGGGAGGGAAACCUGCCUUCUGGUGCACGAUGUGAGGUCUGUAGGAAGACUUGUGGUUCCUCAGAUGUGCUGGCUGGUGUACGCUGCGAGUGGUGUGGUAUACAGGCCCACUCAGUGUGCUCCACAGCACUCACACUCGAGUGUACAUUUGGGCGUCUACGCUCCUUGGUGCUGCCUCCUUCAUGUGUGCGCCUGCUGUCCCGAAACUUCAGCAAGAUGCACUGCUUCCGCAUCCCUGAGACCAUUGCCCUGGAACUUGGUGAUGGGGGCGAUGGCCUAGAUGCAAGUGCUGCCACAGGCAUAGGCAGAGAGAUGCUGACAGCUACAGAAUCCACCAAACAGAUCCUGAAGAUCUUUGAUGGCAACGACUCCAUGAGGAAAAAUCAGUUUCGCCUGGUUACAGUUUCCCGCCUGGCUCGGAAUGAGGAAGUGAUGGAGGCAGCACUUCGGGCCUACUAUAUCAAUGAGGAUCCUAGGGACUUCCAGCUGCAGGCACUGCCCCUAACCAUAAUGUCUGGGGCUACUGAGGAAGAGGCUAGCAAAGGCUCUGGGCCCCAGGAGUCAAUGCCUGAGGCCUGGGUCAUCAGGUCUCUACCUCGUGCCCAGGAGAUCCUCAAGAUCUAUCCUGGCUGGCUCAAGGUUGGUGUGGCCUAUGUGUCCAUCCGUGUGGACUCACAGAGUACAGCACGGUCUGUGGUUCAAGAGAUUCUCCCACUGCUUGGUCGACAGGUUGAGGAUCAGGAGAGAUUCCAGCUGAUUGAGGUGCUCAUGAGCAGCAGACAAGUUCAAAGGACAGUGCUAAUGGAUGAGGAACUUCUGCUAGACCGACUCUGGGACAUCCGACAGACAUCUGUGCGCCAGGUGAGCCAGACGCGGUUCUACGUGGCUGAGAGCAGGGCCAUGGCCCCACAUGUCUCACUGUUCGUGGGUGGUCUGCCACCUGGUUUGUCCCCCCAGGAUUACAGCAACCUGCUGCAUGAGGCCAUGGCCACUAAAGCUGCUGUGGUGUCUGUGAGUCACGUCUACUCCUUACAAGGUGCAGUAAUUCUGGAUGUCACCUGCUUCGCAGAGGCUGAGCGGCUAUACAUGCUGGCCAGGGACACAGCAGUGCAUGGCCGGCCACUAACUGCACUAGUGCUUCCAGAUGUGCUGUCCCCCACUUCUCAGCACACGAAGCUGCCUCCUGACUGCUGCCCCCUCCUCGUGUUUGUGAACCCAAAGAGUGGGGGCCUCAAGGGCCGAGAACUGCUCUGCAGUUUCCGGAAGCUACUGAAUCCACACCAGGUCUUUGAAUUGACCAACGGGGGCCCUCUUCCUGGGUUCCACCUUUUCUCUCAGGUGCCCUGUUUUCGGGUACUGGUGUGUGGUGGAGAUGGCACCGUGGGCUGGGUGCUCGCUGCCCUGGAGGAGACAAGGCGCCAUCUGGCCUGCCCAGAGCCAUCUGUGGCCAUCCUGCCCUUGGGUACAGGGAAUGACCUUGGCCGGGUCCUCCGUUGGGGGGCAGGCUAUAGUGGUGAGGACCCAUUCUCUGUGCUGGUGUCUGUGGAUGAGGCUGAUGCUGUGCUCAUGGAUCGCUGGACAAUCCUGCUGGAUGCUCAUGAGACUGAUAGUGCAGAGAAUGGUGUGGUAGACACGGAGCCUCCCAAGAUUGUUCAAAUGAGUAACUACUGUGGCAUUGGUAUCGAUGCGGAGCUCAGCCUAGACUUCCACCAGGCACGUGAGGAGGAGCCUGGCAAAUUCACAAGCAGGUUCCACAACAAGGGUGUAUAUGUGCGGGUCGGGCUGCAGAAGAUCAGCCACUCUCGAAGCCUACACAAGGAGAUCCGGCUGCAGGUGGAGCAGCAGGAGGUGGAAUUACCCAAUAUUGAGGGUCUCAUCUUUAUCAACAUCCCCAGCUGGGGCUCAGGGGCUGACCUGUGGGGCUCUGACAGCGACUCAAGGUUUGAGAAGCCACGCAUAGACGACGGGCUGUUGGAGGUAGUGGGUGUAACAGGUGUCGUGCACAUGGGCCAGGUCCAGGGUGGGCUGCGCUCUGGAAUCCGCAUUGCCCAGGGCUCCUACUUCCGUGUUACACUCCUCAAGGCUACUCCAGUACAAGUGGAUGGUGAGCCCUGGAUUCAGGCCCCAGGGCACAUGAUCAUCUCUGCUACUGCCCCUAAGGUCCACAUGCUGAGGAAAGCCAAGCAGAAGCCCAGGAAGACUGGCAACAUCAGAGAUACCCGAGUGGACACCUUGCCUGUUCCUGAGAGCAACCCUUAAUAGAAAGAGGAGCCAAGAUGAAGGGUCUCAACCACCUAGCCCCCCCUUGUCUUUGGUUCUUUUCCAAGUCACACAUUGACUGGCCAACAAAUGGACUUAGCUAUACCACUGACCAUAGCAUCUUCAUGGGUCUUGGGAUGUUUCCAUCCCUCAUCCUUAUCCAGUGUUAUGUGCAAACUUAGGAGCAGGUAGGUAAUGGCCAUUGCUCAUUCUGCCACAGUACUGGUCUAUAUGACUUGGGCAUGAGGCUCUGGCUAGCCUGUCUUCUGCAUAAGACUGGUCCUCAUGAGGUAAGUGGAGCUGGUUCUGAUAGGCACACUCCUUCCUUUGAAACCUCUCUUAGAGCCCUUUGGGCCCAACACUUCCUGAUGCAGUCCAUCCAGGUGGGCCCUCUGAUCUUACUUUAGUUCUUUCAAAGCAGCUAUCCCUGUUAGGCCCUGGCCUAGCAGAUGUAAAAAGCUGCUUGUUCCUACUGCCCCCAUUGGGUGAGUGUGGCAUCCUCAAGUCCCCUGGGAUUGUCAUGAGACAGCAUUUUGGGCUGAAGAUAUUAGUUGCAAAGUCUUAUCCAGCUGGUGGCCCUGAGCUGAAAAGCUGUACCCAGGAAGGGGAAAUCUUCAUCUACCCUAAGGUUAGUUAAGUAUAAGUGUCACAGCUGGAGUGUGUGCCAGGCCCUGAGUGUCCCUUCUCAUCCCUGGAAUGGGCACCUAAUGCCCAGAAGAGAUCAGAACAGGGCCAGGUAGUACCUGGUUGAAGAAUGUGUAAAUAAUAACAUCUGCUAUUAUGGAGUGGCUAAAACUCCCUUAGACUCAACUUAUAGCACUUUAUAUACAUGCUGUUUGCCAGCCCGCAGCCCUUCUUUAUAGAUGGAGAGCUUCUACUCUGGCUUCUACACAAACCAAGGCAGCUCUGGUGGCCAGGACUUGCUGGGGGUAUCAGGGUCACUUCCAUGUACCCAAGAAUUUGUCACACCUCAGACCCCAGAGGGUCUGUGUAGCUAAGCCUCGUGGUGCAUGCCUGUAAUUCAUUUCUUGGAGGCUGAAGCAAGUUCAAGACCUGACUGGCUGUAGAGCUAAAGCCCCUCUUGAAAAGUAAAAAGACCGGG
Molecule: messenger RNA, 3996 nt
Organism: Phodopus roborovskii (desert hamster)
Lineage: Eukaryota; Metazoa; Chordata; Mammalia; Rodentia; Cricetidae
Gene: Dgkq
Product: diacylglycerol kinase theta
Exons: 23
Coding region: 96-2894 (932 amino acids)
Biological process (GO): diacylglycerol metabolic process; intracellular signal transduction; lipid phosphorylation
Molecular function (GO): ATP-dependent diacylglycerol kinase activity
Source: RefSeq, a predicted model, not a curated record